AUGCAAAAACUGGCGACUUCCUCGCUGAACAACAUACGGGAGGCCCGUCGCACGCCAUCUAUGGUAUUUAGGGAGGAGGAGGAGGAGGAGGACGAAGACGAAGACGAGGAGGACGACGAGGAGGAGGACGAAGAGGAGGACGAGGAGGACGAAGAUGAAGACGAGGAGGACGAAGACGAAGACGAGGAGGACGAAGAUGAAGACGAGGAGGACGAAGAGGAGGACGAGGAGGACGAAGAGGAGGACGAGGAGGACGAAGAGGAGGACGAGGAGGACGAAGACGAAGAGAAGGACGAGAACGACGAAGACGAGGACGAGGACGACGAGGAGGACGAAGACAACGAGGAUGAGGACGACGAGGAGAACGAAGAGGAGGAGGACGAGGACGAAGAGGACGAGGACGACGAGGACGAGGACGACGAGGAAGCCAUUCUAGUUAGUGGUCCGUCUGGUGGCCAGUCUAGUGGUCAGUCUGGUGGUCAGUCUGGUGGUCAGUCUAGUGGUCAGUCUGGUGGCCAGUCUAUAGUUAGAGGUCAGUCUGGUGACCAGUCUAUAGUUAGAGGUCAGUCUGGUGACCAGUCUAUAGUUAGUGGUCAGUCUGGUGGCCAGUCUAUAGUUAGAGGUCAGUCUGGUGGCCAGUCUAUAGUUAGAGGUCAGUCUGGUGGCCAGUCUAUAGUUAGAGGUCAGUCUGGUGGCCAGUCAAUAAUUAGAGGUCAGUCUGGUGGCCAGUCUGGUGGUCAGUCUGGUGGCCAGUCUAGUGGCCAGUCUAGUGGCCAGUCUGGUGGUCAGUCUGGUGGCCAGUCUAGUGGUCAGUCUGGUGGCCAGUCUAUAGUUAGAGGUCAGUCUGGUGGCCAGUCUAUAGUUAGAGGUCAGUCUGGUGGCCAGUCUAUAAUUAGAGGUCAGUCUAGUGGCCAGUCUGGUGGUCAGUCUGGUGGCCAGUCUAGUGGCCAGUCUAGUGGCCAGUCUGGUGGUCAGUCUGGUGGCCAGUCUAGUGGUCAGUCUGGUGGCCAGUGUAUAGUUAGAGGUCAGUCUGGUGGUCAGUCUGGUGACCAGUCUAGUUAG
Pecten maximus is the source of this 1062-nucleotide messenger RNA. RefSeq lists its product as uncharacterized. The record is from RefSeq and is a predicted model, not a curated record. Lineage: Eukaryota; Metazoa; Mollusca; Bivalvia; Pectinida; Pectinidae. The coding region runs from base 1 to 1062 and encodes 353 amino acids. The transcript has 3 exons.